AUGGCGAGAGUUCCUGGAAUCCCAAAUGACGGCAAACCUUCGCCAACAGACCACGACCUAGACAGAGAUGGCAACAUCGAUGGAGCUGGUCUUGAUGCUACCGGUUCUUAUGAGGAGAAGUACGGUGAUGCUAUCGGACAAAUAACAAGCGACACUAAUACCGAUUCCAUCGCCCCAAGGAAUGCUGCAGAGAAUGAAAAGAUUCGGUCGAGACUUGUCCGCAAGUUCGAUCACAGGCUGGUACCUGCCAUGUUCCUUGCGCACCUUCUCUUCUUCCUCGACAAGAGCAGCAUCGCUCUCGCUCGCAUCAAUGGACUCGAACGAGACCUCAAGCUGGUUGGCAACCAAUUCAAUACAGCUCUGGCAAUGUUCUUCAUCCUUAACAUCUUGUUCAAUAUUCCAGGAAACCUAGCCGUACGCCGUGUCGGAGGCGCGAUAUGGUUGCCGGCCUUGAUCAUUUCAUGGGGAAUAGUCACUACUCUCAGCGGCUUCAUCACCAACUUUGUCGGCCUUUGCAUUACACGUGCUUUCCUGGGCUUGACUGAAAGCUCUUUCCUCGGUGGUGUCUUGAUUUACCUUGGCUUCUUUUACACCGCCGAUGAGCUCAUCCUUCGCGUGGGCUUGUUCUACUCGAGUACCGCCCUUGCUGUGUUCCUCGGUGGCUUGAUGGCUGCUGGACUUGGACAGAUUAAGGUCCGCGGCUAUGACGGGUGGCCUUGGAUUUUCUUCAUUGAGGGGGUUUUGACCGUUUUGCUGGGCCUCCUGCUGCUUUUCAUCUUGCCGCACACACCUGCUGACGCCAAAUUUCUGUCUCCGACUGAAAAGACUCUCGCUGUUGCGAGGAUGCAAUGUCAAGAUCGAUGGCACUAUCUCGGCAAUCCUCGCCUAUCCGACCAAGAAUCAACAGGAGAAGAUCAACAGAGUGGCAUUCUGAGGCUCCAGAACAAGAAGGAUCCUCUGACUUGGAAGACUAUUAUAGGAGCAAUUGGUAAUGUCAUCACCAUUCUGAUGGCUCUUGGAAGCUUCUGCUCCAUCCAGGCCAUCUACAGCUUUUCCAUGUUCUUCCCAACCAUCAUCUCUGCUAUGGGAUAUAGGAAGCUUCAGGCAUCAUUGAUGACGGCCCCACCGAAUUUUGCGGCCUUGAUCUUCACUGUUGGCAUCUCAUUCUGGAGUCGUCGGUCUGGAAAGACUGCACUGCCCUUGAAUGUCUGCAGUAUGACUGGCAUUUUCGGGUACAUCCUGAUGAUUGUUGGGGCCCAUGUUGGUCCGGCACCAUCCUACAUGAAUAUCAAGAUUCAGUAUGCAGGCUCAUUCUUUGUCGCCAUGUCAGUCAACGCAACACCCUCUCUGGCGCUUACUUGGAUGAGUAUCAACGCAUCCCCACACUAUGUCCGUGCCGUUGCUCUGGGUUUCUUACUGUCGAUUGGAAACUCGGCUGCUUUUCUCGCCUCCUUUACCUACAUUAAAGAUGAAGCACCCCGGUAA
This is a messenger RNA of Colletotrichum fioriniae, 1485 nucleotides long. RefSeq lists its product as uncharacterized. Lineage: Eukaryota; Fungi; Ascomycota; Sordariomycetes; Glomerellales; Glomerellaceae. The record is from RefSeq and is a predicted model, not a curated record. Gene Ontology annotation, cellular component: membrane. Gene Ontology annotation, biological process: transmembrane transport. Gene Ontology annotation, molecular function: transmembrane transporter activity.